This is a messenger RNA of Haliotis rubra (blacklip abalone), 507 nucleotides long. Its product is annotated as sodium- and chloride-dependent creatine transporter 1-like. Gene Ontology annotation, cellular component: membrane. The record is from RefSeq and is a predicted model, not a curated record. Bases 1 to 507 code for a protein of 168 amino acids. Lineage: Eukaryota; Metazoa; Mollusca; Gastropoda; Lepetellida; Haliotidae. Gene Ontology annotation, biological process: sodium ion transmembrane transport. The transcript has 4 exons.
AUGUUUCAAACCAGUAGCCAGAAACAAAAUGCGGACAUUCGUUCCCCAAUGUUCACAAACCAGACAAACAGUACUGAUCCGGCAAACGCUGUGGGUGCCUUCCUCCUGCCCUACGCACUUUGUGUCAUGAUCAUUGGGUUUCCUCUCUUCUUUCUGGAGGUUUCCCUUUCACAGUUUUCCGGAAGAGGAAAUCCCCGUGUGUGGAGUUACUGCCCCAUGUUCAAAGGCAUCGGAGUCGGAUCCAUUCUGCUGUAUCCAGUCUUCGUGCCCUAUUACAGCAUUCUUCUGGCCUUGUCCUUCUACUACAUGGUGCAGUCCUGCUCCAGCGUCCUGCCAUGGACGACUUGCAGCAACAGUUGGAACAGCGGAAUGUGUAUUGAAGAUGUCACAGACAUCGCUUCCAGUAACCUGACACUUGCAGUUGAUGUAACUAACACAAGCUCCGUAGCGGAAACGUGGCAAAACGUGACACUCUCACACUCAGCUGCUGAGGAGUUCUUGCAGUAA